AUGAGAUGGCACUCGAUAAAAGAGCAAGCGGCUCGACUUAUCGCUUUUAUAAUUCGAGAGCCUUGGCUAUUCGUGCAGUACGUCUUCCUAUUUGCCUUGGCAUUGGGCAUGUUUACUCUAGUGAUGCAAUAUAAAAUACAAAAAUCUAUCAAGAAGCAAGAGAAGAUUCGUAAACAAAAAGAGAAGAUUCUUCGCAAGUUGCAUGGUAGCCGCAGAAAGGCUCUAGAUGAACACGAAGCUAUGCUAGCUUUGGAGAAGGAGAAGGAUAAGGACGCAUAA
This is a messenger RNA of Strongylus vulgaris, 279 nucleotides long. NCBI's taxonomy places the organism in Eukaryota, Metazoa, Nematoda, Chromadorea, Rhabditida, Strongylidae. The record is from the annotation of a GenBank genome assembly.